UUAGUUGCUGGUGGUGCAAAUACCGAAGUGUCAUGUAAAUUCAUACUUUUGACCCGAGUUUGCAAAGGAAAAGUUUCAAAAUACGUCUGUCAGUUUCGCAACGUGUGCCUGUCUGUAACAACUUCAAAACGUUUUAGCGGAUUUUAUAUUUGAGGAAUUUUACUAAACUUUGUGUACAUAUUACAGUUCUGGUUAAAACAGGGUAAAAGAACGGUCAGUUUACACGGAGAUUUACAUAUGUUUCUGUGCUCCAGUUGGUAACUGGAUAAUUAUAUAUCGGAGGAAAGGCGAAACUUGCAGAUUGUGGUGCCUGCCCCCGUCACGACGGUUCCAGAAGAACCGGGAACUCCCCAACUGUCGUCACACCAACAACUGACAGAAGUGGACACAUUUUGGAAACAUAGCUGGUCAAGUCUGUAAAGGCAGAGAGGAAAGCUAUGGUGACAUCAAUAUGGAAGAGAGAGUUUCACUCCAAAUUAAUUCAAUUAGAGUACAACAAGCCAGAAGAAUUUGUAAGGUGUCAGUGGCAGAGAAGACUGAGCGUCCAUCCAGUCUAUUUAACUUACCGGUGGUUCACAGCAAUCCUCUUUUUGGCCACAAUGAUCUUCUCUAUCUGUGAUCCAGGCCGAAGCAAUAAGAAUCCAGGUUCAUGGUACAUUAGCAGGUGGCCCAUAUACCUCACCCACUGGGGGUAUACUGUGUGCACAACACAAGCUCUACUUGGGGCAUGGCUUCUCAGUUACAAGCUGAUUGCAGAACGGAAGCCAGAUUUCAGAACAAAUGAUUCUGAGAUGCCCUUCAGUUAUAAAGUUUACUGGGCUCUAAACACAACAGGCAUUGUUUUGGCCCUUGACAUCACAGUUGGAUAUUGGUUCACAGUAUAUGAUCCAGCCAUUCACAAAUUGGACAUACUGAAUCUCAUGAUCCAUGCAUUCAACUCUGUGUUGAUGGUAACAGAUCUGUUCCUCGCAGCCCAUCCAUUCAGACUGCUACACUGCUACUGGCCACUCCUUGUUACAGUUUGCUAUAUAGUAUUUAGUUACAUUUAUUAUGAAUUCGGAGGUACAGACAGACAAGAUCGACCAGUUGUUUAUUCCCUUUUGGACUGGCGCCUGCCAAUUAAAGCAGCCAUAUCUUCAGUCUUUGGAUUACUGGUCACUCUCUCAGCCCACUGUGUCACAUGGUUCCUGUUUCUAAUCCGCAAGUGGAUUGCUCUGUCGAUAAAAAAGAAAACUGAUCUCCUCACAUAUGAAGAAAAGAAUCAUACACCUUCACAAAUGCAGCCAGCACUGCAAAUGAAUGACAUUAUUUGUUGAUUACAUCUGCUUGCUGAUG
Molecule: messenger RNA, 1335 nt
Organism: Cryptotermes secundus
Lineage: Eukaryota; Metazoa; Arthropoda; Insecta; Blattodea; Kalotermitidae
Product: protein rolling stone-like
Exons: 7
Coding region: 438-1316 (292 amino acids)
Cellular component (GO): membrane
Source: RefSeq, a predicted model, not a curated record